AAAAUCACAGACAUCAUGGCAGCCGCAACAACCGCGAACAAAUCACCACAACAACAACAACAACAGCAACAACAACACAGCUUCAUUGCCUCCUGCAUGUCCAUCGUUUUGGUUGUCGUGUUCGCUGUGCUGCUGGCAGGAAACUGUGUCAAUGGGCAAAUUGAUGGCUACAUAGCUGGCGAGGACUAUCCCAUCUAUGAUGCGGUGCCCAAGGGCUUGUCAUUCAACUGCCAAGGACGUCAGCCGGGCUACUAUGCGGAUACCGAGACGAGGUGCCAGGUCUGGCACUGGUGCCUGCACUCUGGCCAUCAAUACUCGUUCCUCUGCCCGAACGGCACCGUCUUCAAUCAGGCUGUGCGCGUCUGCGAUUGGUGGUCGAACGUCAACUGCGCCAGCUCCGAGCAGCUCUAUCAGAAUAACGAUGAGCUCUAUCGCAUACCGGAGCGCAGCCAACAGCAGCAGCAGCAGCAGGAGCAGGCUGAGGUAUGAUAUAAGGCUGAUGAUGAGUAUAAGAUUGGGAAAACACACACAGCAACGGCGGAGGCAGCGGAUCGGCAGCGAGGCAGCAGACAGCGACAGUUUCUGGCACAAAACAAGAGCAGCAGCAGCAGCAGCAACAGCAACAUAGAUAAAGGCAAACACAAUAGCAACAACAACAUCAACAACAGAAUCGUAGAUAGCACCUCACCAACCAACUACAGUAAAAUGACCAAAAAUAGUUUUAGAGGCAGCAUGAGAUACAAAACCAAUCAAUCUCAAUCGUCAUACUCAUCAUCACAGCAACAGCAACAGCAGCAGCAGCUACAACAAUUGCAUAAGCCACAAAGCGAUUCCAAAGCGACGCCUCAAGCGACCUCAUUUCAGCAAAUCGCAAUCUUUGCCCAGCUCGCUCGACCCUACGCGUAGGCACUCAGCCGGCAAGCUGCGAGAGUUUUACUCUUGUUAUAUUUUUCGUAGUCAGUCAGUCAGUCAGCCUUUCGGUGUAUUUUCCUUUGCAUUG
Drosophila navojoa is the source of this 1000-nucleotide messenger RNA. RefSeq lists its product as uncharacterized. NCBI's taxonomy places the organism in Eukaryota, Metazoa, Arthropoda, Insecta, Diptera, Drosophilidae. Gene Ontology annotation, molecular function: chitin binding. The record is from RefSeq and is a predicted model, not a curated record. Gene Ontology annotation, cellular component: extracellular region.